Molecule: messenger RNA, 975 nt
Organism: Sungouiella intermedia
Lineage: Eukaryota; Fungi; Ascomycota; Pichiomycetes; Serinales; Metschnikowiaceae
Source: the annotation of a GenBank genome assembly
AUGAGUGGAAGAGCAGCAAAAUUUCGGACUCGGAAAGAGGGCACAGACUCAAUCAGUAGUUCUAGACCAAAAUCUACUAAUGAUACAAUUCCGUUCCAGGCGCAGUACACGUUAAGUGCAACCAAAGUCAUCGACCUCUUCUUAGACAAUUUCAAGUAUAUUCUUGGGUCAGACGACCUUCAGGAAAUGAUCCAAGUGGUCAAGGGUGAGUUAUUUAAGAGAGACUAUCUCUCUGCUUUUGAUAGCGAUGAUAAGCGGUUUGCAUACGUGGCCAGGUGGACUCCAGCUAGGGCAUUGGCAUAUGCUUCGCUUUUUGCGUCCUUAGAUCCAAUAAGACAACUUUUUGAAGAUCCCGAGAAGAAAUCACAUGUCUUGUGUGUUGGCGGAGGGGCGGCAUCGGAGUUGGUCGGAAUGGCAUCUGUAUUCUGUAGUCUUAAGCUGUCUCAUGGAGGCUCUCCAUCGAGCUUGGAGAUGGAUGUGAUUGACAUUGCUGAUUGGUCUACAAUCGUGAACAAUCUCACGAACUAUGUCAAGUCCAAUUGGCUCUACGAUGGUAACAACUUCAAUGCCAAUUUCGUGCUUGGUGAUGUUCUCGCCAAAACUGCUACGGAGCUCCAACUUCCAAACUUGGACUUGAUUACACUUUUAUUCACAACCAAUGAGUUGUUUUGUGAAAAGAAGGCAGAAACAAUCAAGUUUCUUCAAAAUUUAAGUACAAAUUGUCGGAAGGGUAGUCUUCUUCUCAUCACUGAAAGUGCGGGUUCAUACUCACAUAUUACUGUUGGCCUGAAGCAGUUUCCCGUGCAGUUCUUAAUCGAUACUAUAUUGGUUGGAAAGCCUGGUGCUGAGAAUGGUGCAUGGAAGAUUGUAGACCAAAGUGAGAGUUGCUGGUACAGAAUUAACGACAAGGAAGUCAGAUAUCCCGUCAAGUUGGAGAAUAUGAGGUUUUUCUACAGAUUAUACCAGAAGAAUUAG